Molecule: messenger RNA, 1634 nt
Organism: Dermacentor silvarum
Lineage: Eukaryota; Metazoa; Arthropoda; Arachnida; Ixodida; Ixodidae
Exons: 3
Coding region: 57-1634 (525 amino acids)
Molecular function (GO): nucleic acid binding; zinc ion binding
Source: RefSeq, a predicted model, not a curated record
ACUACAUUGGCGACGAGGCGGACCGGCCCGGCGAGGCCGCCGUUGAAGAAGGCGGGAUGGCUGUCGGCAAGAUCGGCGAGUAUCGUCUUGGCACGGGCGCGUCUUGGGAUGAGUACGUCGAGCGGUUGGAAAUGUUUUGCGACGCGAACAAGAUAACGGACGAGCAGAAAAGAGCAGUUCUGCUGAGUUGUUGCGGCGAAGCAGCGUACGGGCUCAUCGUAACCCUGGUGAAGCCAGUAAGACCGACCAUGGCAAGCUACGACGAAAUCAAGACGGCCGUUCGCAAGCACCUGCAUCCGAGGCCUUCCGAGCUGCACGCAAGGUUUUUGUUCUACAGGAGAAACCAGGCGGCUGAUGAAUCGGUGGCAGACUACGUCACGGCUCUGCGGAAGCUAACGGAAGACUGCGGUUUUGGUGACAAGCAACUACCGCUGGACGUCAUGAUGCGAGAUCGUUUCGUGUGCGGCAUCAAGAACGAAGCAGUCCAGCAGAGACUUCUCGCCGAGCCCAACCUUACGUUCCAGGUCGCGUACGACAUGGCCGUGACAGCUGAGGCUACAGCAAAGCAGCAGCGAGACAUACGCAACCAGGGACGAGACGAGACAAAAGACAGCCAGGGCCUAAUUCAAGCAACUCGCACGAAGCAAGACACCGCAGCGGAAGAGUCCAGUUGCUAUCGCUGCAACGGUAAGCACGCUCCGCAUUUAUGCAGUUUUAGAAAGGCGGCAUGUUUCAAGUGCAAGAUAAUCGGACACAUUGCGAAAGCCUGUCGUUCGAAAGACGAAGUUAGAAAGUUUCAAAGAAAAACUUCACACGAGCAGAAGAAAAAAGAGAGUAAAAGCAAGGGCGCCUACGAAAUGACCGAAUUAUUUUCCCUCUGCGAGGUGAAUGAGCAAGAAGAAAAAUUCAUGGUUGAAGUACAGAUUGAAGGGCAGAAUGUACCCAUGGAAAUUGAUUCUGGAGCAUCGUGCUCAAUUGUGAGUGAAGAAACGUUUCGCUCUAUCGAGGGAAAGCAAAGUAAAAUACCCCUUCGAGAGUCAAGCACAACGCUCGUAACCUGGUCAAGAGGCGUUGCCUGUAGUUGGUCGCGCAAGUGUUGUGGUGGAAUUCAAGGGUUGGACGGCAAAGCUGCCUUUGUUGGUAGUGAAGAGAAGCGUGACCUUCCUGGCUUCAAUGGACCGCCAGUGCACAUCGAACUGAAAGACGACGCCAAACCAACGUUCCUCAAAAGUCGUACAGUUCCACUAGCACUGAAAGACGAUGUGGCCAAGGAAGUGGACCGCUUGGUGCAACAAGGAGUCUGGGAACCAGUCGAGUACUCCAACUGGGCAACUCCGCUCGUGGUGUACAGGCGAGGUGAGGACAACUCCAACGCUGAUGCACUCAGUCGACUGCCAGCCCCCGGGGACGAGGACGAACCACAACCACCUGGAGACGUGCUUCUACUGGAAGCUGUCGAGUGUGCACCGUUACAGGCACCGGACAUCGUCAAGCUGAUCAAAAAAGACAGCGUCUUGACCAGGGUGAAGGACUGGAUCCUGAGUGGUUGGCCUUCGACACAACUAGACAGCACGUUUACACCAUACGAGGUGAGGAAGACAGAGUUGUCGUUGCACCGGGGUUGCAUACUCUGA